AUGUCCAUUCUUGCUGCAAUGGGCUAUCGGAUUCUUGUCUCGGAUCGACUAGUUCCCUGUGCAGUGACCAUUUGUGUGGUGAUUGUAGGACUAGUUCCCUGUGCAGCACAAGAGAUUGAAAGGUUUUCUGAAGAUACGAGAAACAAGGUUUGUAUGCCAAGAUUGGGGCACAAAGUUCAGAUCUUAGCCGAGUUUCAGCUAGAUUUUUGUGAAAUGGCGAAAUCACAAGGCAUCACAGUUUCUCCUCCUGCGCAGCAGCAAGGAAGCAAAAAUGUUCAGACUGGACGUCCCCAGAAUAUACUCACCUUAAGCUUGACUAAAGGAAAUACAACAUAUGAUGAAUUUAAACAUGGAUUCCCAUCUGAUGGCUUAUCCACUGCAUCCAAUAAAUGGUGGGGAAGCAAUAGCCCUGAUGGUUAUGAGAGCAUCCAUGGAGAAGGAGCUGAGACUGAUGAAGACAAGAAACAUCAGUCGGAAAAAAUUGGCAGUCUGGAAGAAGGGCAAAAAGCACUUAAGCUUGGUGUUUUACGGGGUUAUGGUGAAGCUAGGCAGAAGGGAGAGGGCAUUGCUUCUCCGAAUAUUCUCUCUUCAAUCGUAGUUUGA
Messenger RNA from Prunus armeniaca (apricot), 603 nucleotides. Lineage: Eukaryota; Viridiplantae; Streptophyta; Magnoliopsida; Rosales; Rosaceae. The record is from the annotation of a GenBank genome assembly.